Molecule: messenger RNA, 4290 nt
Organism: Rhineura floridana
Lineage: Eukaryota; Metazoa; Chordata; Lepidosauria; Squamata; Rhineuridae
Product: zinc finger protein 24-like
Exons: 4
Coding region: 243-2144 (633 amino acids)
Biological process (GO): regulation of transcription by RNA polymerase II
Molecular function (GO): RNA polymerase II cis-regulatory region sequence-specific DNA binding; DNA-binding transcription factor activity, RNA polymerase II-specific
Source: RefSeq, a predicted model, not a curated record
UGUAAGGGAAGGGGUGGUGGUCUUGUGCGCCAAGAGAGCCAUUUCCUCUUCUUCCCCACCCCACCCUGGUUCCGCGCCCUGCAGGCUCCACCCCUUCCUCCAGAAGCUGGCUUUUGAAUUUCCCAACCCAAGCGGGGCUGCAUCUGUGCGGAAGCUGCGAGUUUCAAAAGAUUCUUUGUAAGAAGGACCCCAGCCACAGGCUAGUUUGACACCCAAGGCUCAUAACCCACCCGAGGGCAAAAAUGAAAGAGGAGGUUGCAGCAGGACCCGAUCUGGUGGAGGCACCCGAAGAAUCUGGGAAGAGCCUUCAAGGUGACCAGGCUGGGAUCCGCAGAGGGAGUCUGCCUCAGCUGACCUUGCAACAGAUUAAAGAGGAACCGGAGGAAAGGCCAUUGCAGGGCUGGGAUAGUCAGUGGCAGGACUUCCUGCCGUCUGCCGAGCCCUCUCACUCCGCCUGGGGAAGCACUUCGCCGUCAGGAGACGAGGGUUCUCCCGUUCUCUCUGACGUCCAGCGGGAGCCUGUCGGGAAAGGGAGGGCAAAGCUCCUUCCAGCCUUCGGAGAGGGAGAGCGGAAGAUCUCUAGGACCCUGAAGCCGGGAGAUCCCAACGGGAAGGGGGAUGUCCCAAACAGUGGGAGCAUUGACACGGAAGCCAAGCGCCAGCGUUUCCGCGGGUUCCGCUACUGGGAGGCCGAGGGCCCCAGGACGGCUUGUGUCCGACUCCGGGAACUCUGCUACGGGUGGCUGAAGCCAGAGCGGCAUUCCAAGGAGAAGAUCCUGGAUCUGGUGGUCCUGGAGCAGUUCCUGGCUGUCCUGCCGCCGGAGAUCCAGAGCUGUGUCAGGGAUGAUCGCCCCGAGACCUGUGCUGAGGCAGUGGACCUGGCGGAAGCCUUCCUGCUUAGGCCGCAAGAGGAGUCGGAGAUCUUUGAGGAAGUAGUCGUGGGGGUCUCUGAUGCAGACCAGCCUUUGCUGGAGACUGGGGAGAGGCCUCCCUGCAGAGACUCGUUCAAGGAAGAGAUCGACAGCGAUUCCAUCUUUCCAGAAGACGAUCUACCGGAGGAUGAUUGUGGUGAGGAACCACAAGAGAUGUCCCCGGAAGGAUCAGAGUGCGAUAUGGAAGAGGAAGAGUUUGAUAUGGAAGAGGUAAUCUUGGGCGAUCCAGAUGAAGAGGAUGGAGAAGUGGGAAGCGAAAUACAGGCAUGGAAGAAGACAUCCGUGACAGGCGCCCAAAGGUUGCACAAAGGGUUUGGCAACAUGUGCCCCGUUUGUGGGAAAGGCUUUACUCGCAAAUCAAGCCUUAACAGACAUCUGAUGAUCCACACAGGAGAGAAGCCCUAUAAAUGUUCUGAUUGCGGGAAGGGCUUUAAUCGGAGAACGAACCUUAUUGCGCACGAGGUAGUCCACACAGAAGACAAGUUGUACCAAUGCUCUGAGUGUGGGAAAAGCUUCAAGCCAAAAUGGGGCAUUGUUGCGUACCAGGUUGAUCCCACAGGGGAGAAGGUGUACAAGUGCUUAGCGUGCAAGAAGAGCUGCAGGCAGACAGCGAGUGUGGUGAGCUGUAAGCUGUUGAACAAGAAGGAAAUGGAAGCACAGAGGAAGCCCUCUGAAGAAUCAGGCCACAAGAAGCAGGAAGACAUCUCUAACAAUCAGGAUGAACCGGAGAGCGAAGUGGGAAAGGAAACGGUGGAGGAGAAGAGCAUAUCCUUGAUAGAUGUGGAUGGUAAUAUUUGCUUAUUUAAAAGCCCACCAAAACUAUACAAGGGGAAGAGGAUGAGUCCGUGCCCAGUGUGUGGGAAAGUGUUUGCCACACAGUCUAGCGUUAACAGACAUCAGAGAAUCCACACCGGAGAGAAACCAUUUAAAUGUUCAUAUUGUGGGAAAAGCUUCAAUCAAAAGACGAGCCUCCUAACCCAUGAAGUCAUCCACACUGAAGAGAAGCCCUACCAGUGCUCAGAGUGUGGGAAAAGCUUCCGGCAUUCGUCUGGCCUUCAGGUACACCAGAGAAUGCACACGGGAGAGAAGCCGUACACGUGCUUGGUCUGUCGGAAGAGUUUCAGUCAGCGAGCGCAUGUGAUCAAACAUAUCGUGCGGAAGCACAAAGGAGAGAAGCCAUCAGCCUAUGCUUCUCAACCAUCCGACAGUUGAGGCAUACUUUUGCAAAGAAAAAAGAAAACGUCAGUUUUGUGUUUUAAAACAUUUAUUUUAGUGUGUGUGUGUACAUAUAUAUAUCUGUAAAAAUGACCCACCCGUGAAGGAUCCACUUCUGUCUUUCUGUACUGGACAUACCUCUUUAUUGGAAGGAGAAAAGUCCAGACCGCUAACUCAGAGUUACAGCAGGCAUCCUUCUCUAAGGGCAGGUAAUUGUACUGUGUCUCUACGUUAGAAGUGCUUUGAGCAGUCACACCCAGUGUCCGGAUGGGGCAGAACUUGCCACUCCUCGUGGAGGCUGAUUGGAAGGAGGCAAAACCAACGCAGCGAAUCAUGUUAGAGACGCAGCAGGUACUUUGUGGGGCACACUAGGCAUCCGCACGCUCGCAUACCCUGGUGUCCGCUGUGGGAAUUGCUGCAAUAAGUAUCUUCCUAUUGACACCAAAGGGAAACAAUCUCUGUUGCGAGACAUCCGCAGCAGUAUAUUGUGAGGCAACUUUGUUGCCGUGCAAAUAAAUGUUGAUUGAUUGACAUUCAUGGAUACACAGAAAGACCGUGUUUGGACUAUGAAGAAGGAUAAGAACUUGUAGCAGUUCCCUCCUUCCUUCCAUGAUUGACUGAUUUGAUUUGGUUUAGUUUAUUUAUAUCCCGCCUUUCCGGGAGUGGGGGUGUGGGGAGAGAGAAGUCAGUUGACACAACGCAUCAAUCAAUUCAAACAAGACCAAAAAAACCAGCGAUUUAGCAAACAAAUUCAAUAUUACAAAAAAAGGUAGUCUUAAAUGCGUAAGUACAGAGCAACAAGAAGGUUAACUGACAGUAAAGUUCCAGGUGUGGGUCUUAUUGCCCUCCAAGGCUCCCCAGCAGCCUGGCUUAGAUACAGUUGAGAGAGGACAGGGUCUUCUCUCCAGGCUGGACAAUGUACCGCUGGCUCCCUCGUCUGUCCUCCAGAGGAGACUGGCUGUGGCAAAAGGGAAAUGCUGGGGAGGGCAGGUCUUAUUACAUCCCUUGAGAAGAUCUGUGAUUUUUUAAAUAUAUAUUCAGAUUAGAUCCAGCGGGAAGUAUAUUGUGAUGACUUCACCUAUAUUAACUUGUCAUUGACUUUUCUGUAUGUGUGUGUGUUUUUUGUUUUUUUUAUAACCUGAUGUUAAAAUAAGGCUCCACUACAAACUUCGGCUGUCUUUUUCAACACGCUAACUAGAAAGUAUGCCCUGCUAAACAUAUUGGGGCUUGCUUCUGAGCGGACAGGCGUCCUAACAGUGAAGGCUGAUCCAUUAGGGCAAAUGGAGGCCCUGCCCCACCAGCCUCAAGUCUGCCUUCAGCCGGUUCCCACCUGCAGUAGCGACUGGUGCCUAUUGGGACUGGUAGGGCAGCAGGCUGGGAGGCCAACAGUAGGCAGAGCCAAUGCCAGGCAGAGCCAAUUCAUUCCAGCUCUUCUCCCUGCUGCAUUGUAGGAGGGCAAAACUCAAGACUAAGGAAGAGGAAGGUGACAGCCAGUGACACCCCUGGACUGGUUGUAAGUAUGAAGGUAAGCAGAUAGGUGGGACUGAGCACAGACAGUCCAGCCUCCACUGCCUGCCUUGCCUUGUCUUACGGUCAGCUCAGGUGGUGGCUCUGUCGGCUUCCUCCUCCUUAGUCUCAGUUUUGCCCUUGUACAAUUCAGCAGGUAGAUGAGGACAAAACUGGAAUUAAUAAUUGGCUCCUUCUAGAAUUGUUCUGUCUCUACCUGUUAUUGGCUCUGGCUCCGCCCCGUUGGGCUCCCUGCCAGUCCCAAAAGGUCAGCAGCCACCACUGGUGCAAUUGUAUACAUAUCUCCUCAGAGGUCAGUCCAGUGGAACUUACUCCCAGGUAAGUAGGUAUAGGACUGCAGUUGUACUCUUUCGGCGAGGAAAGGUUCAGUGUAGAACUUUUAUUAAGGUUUUAAUUCAUAUGUAAUAUGUAUGUCGAAAGCCCCAAGUUCGGUCCCCGGCAUCUCCACUUACUAGAAGUGUCUUGGGUGGAAUGAUAAACCUAUGAGAAUGUUAAAAGAAAAAAAAAUAGUAUUUUGUAUCAGAGAAAUAGUUAGCUUUCUUAGUUUAUUAUCCGUAUUUUUUAUCUGUAGCUGUACUUUUCUAUCACAAUAAAAGUGGCUUACAAUUAAUGUAAA